AUGUUCUCGGAAGUGUUGGCUAUUCUCUUCGGAGUGGCCGUCUUCGGUGCCAUCAUCGCGCCCUACCGCGUUGUUUCAAGUUGUGAGAAUUCACUCUUCACCAAUGGCACCACCGUUGCCAACUUCACCGAAGUUACAGCUAUUUCUCAACCUUUUGUCCACCCUGAUGCCAAGCGACGUGAGGCAUGGGCCUAUAUGCUUGCUGCCUCAGUGACCUGCGUCAUAUGUACGGUGGCGUCGCUCAUCUGCUUCUUCGGCACCCGUGAAACGGGCAUCAACCUUGCCGACACAACUGCCGACGAUGUUGGGGCGGGUGACGGGGAUGGUGGUAAUGCGACGACACCAGUGGGUAUCUUCACCGCGGUGCGAAAAGUCCUCACCUACCCACCCUACCUCUACCUCAUGGGCGCGUUCCUCUUCCUGUCUCUUGGCAUUCAGUUCCUGCAAGGCAACAUCGCACUUUUCAUCACGCACUCCUUGCACAUGAGCAACUACCUCAUUCCGGGUAUCUUGUGCCUCCUCGGUUUCACCAUCCUUCUCGUGCCUCUUGCCCAAGUGCUGCUUCGACGCCUAGGCAAAAAGACCACCAUGGCCCUGGGCAUUGUUGAUUGGUUCGAGCGCCUUUUUUAA
Molecule: messenger RNA, 630 nt
Organism: Echinococcus granulosus
Lineage: Eukaryota; Metazoa; Platyhelminthes; Cestoda; Cyclophyllidea; Taeniidae
Product: Major facilitator superfamily domain-containing protein 2A
Exons: 4
Coding region: 1-630 (209 amino acids)
Biological process (GO): carbohydrate transport
Cellular component (GO): membrane
Molecular function (GO): symporter activity
Source: RefSeq, a predicted model, not a curated record